This is a messenger RNA of Coregonus sp. 'balchen', 27685 nucleotides long. The record is from the annotation of a GenBank genome assembly. NCBI's taxonomy places the organism in Eukaryota, Metazoa, Chordata, Actinopteri, Salmoniformes, Salmonidae.
AUGGACAGCUUCUUCAAGGCUGCUGUAUGUGACCUGGAUAAGCUUCUGGAUGACUUUGAGCUCAAUACAGGUUAGACGCCAUUACUAUGAAAAAACCCAUUGAGUAGCAUGUAUUUCUUUUUCUUUUCUGUAUGUGGGUUGGAAGGGUGAGGUGUGGGGCGACCCAACCAACUUCACAUAGAACUGUGAGUUAUAGAUAUGUCAUUUCCAUUAAAAGCAAGUCUAAGAAGCUGUAGAUCAGUUCUAUGUGCACUAUUUCUAUGCUUCCCGUUCUUAAGUUUAGUUUUUGCUUCUUUUACUUUCGGUUUUGUACACUUGCUUCAAACAGCUGAAAAUAUAAUAUAUUUGGUUAUUGAAAAUAUAUUUCACAGCGGUUUAGAUGGUAUAAUGAUUCUCUACGCUAAACAUUGCUUGUUUUGUCACAUGAACUGAAAUUAGGCGAACUAUUCGAAUUUUAACAACCUGGAAAUGGCGGCGCAAUUUCUGCAUAUUGCACCGUUUUAAGUGAAAAAUGAAUAUAUUUUUAAAACUAGCUGAUACUUGCACAUUGUAUUUUGUAGUUGCUGACUUAACUUGUUGCUCACAUGUUCUGCUGAGAUAUAAACGACAGAAUUGAUUAACGGAUACUUCUCUCUUCCCCUCCCUACCAGAUGAGCACAACUACAGAUCAGUCUCUCUGUCGCCUCCCGUGUAUCCCGGCCACUCUCUGAGCCCCCAGGGUUUCCUUCCGGAACCCUCCACAGUUCCAGUUCCACACUCUCUUCCUGACCUAAACUCCCUGCACUAUGGCACUGCCCCCAGCUUCCCCGACCGUCCCAGCCCCAGUCCUGGGGAGCGCGAGGCCAAGGGACGGCCUCUCACAGGGGUUGACCUUCUCUCCUCCGUGGACGGCCGGGGGGCAGCUAAGAGCUGUGCGCCACCCUUCCCCAAUCGGGCGCUGAAGCCUGUGUGUGACCUGGUCAGUGACACGGGCUCAGCCCACCUCCUCCUCCGGGCCAACAGCCACGACGCCUUCAGUGAGCUGGAUGUGGCGGAGAGACGACUGGAGGAGGAGCUUCUGGUGGACUUCACCAGCCCCGUGGUGCCUCUGCCUGGGGAGACCUCAGCCGGCCUGGGUCCCGGCCAUGGGAGGACUGAGGGGAGGGAGGCUCUUGCCGGGGGAGGGGAGGGGCUGCUGGGGCUGGACUCUGGUGGUUACUCUGCCUCUCUCAGUCUGCUGGAUGUGAUUCUUCCUGCUGCUGUGGAGAGGGCCUGUGAGCCCGCAGAUGCCCCCUCACUGAGGAACUCUGAGUCUGGAGAGACAGAGAGAGACGGAGAGGGAGAGGAGGCAGAGGUGGCCUUCGUCAACCAACACCUGAAAAAAACAACAGGCCACCAGGACCAGGCUAGUGUCCUGCCUGUUGCCAUAGACACCAAGAAAGAGGACACUCCCAUGUGUGAUAUCGACACAGAGGCCAGGGAGGAGGGUGAGGGGUCUUUGGAGCCCUCUGAGCUGGCUGAAGCAGAGAGCUCUGGGAGAUGCACUGGACAGGAACCUAACCCUGAGGACGGCAGUGGUGGUGUGGCAGAGAGCCCUUCAGCAGAGACGGAGCUUUCGCUGUCCUGCCUGCCCAUGGGCGUGUCCAUGUCUGGGGCCCUGGUGGCCUCCAAAAACCCUGAGGAGGCCAUAAGAGGGGGGGCAGAGGAGGCUGGCCUAACUGAGACCUUAAAGACAGAGUCCCUGUCUGCUUUCGAGGUCCAGGAGGAAGUUACUCUCCCAGAGAACCCUGGGAUUGUGGAGGACUGUACCAGCCCUGAUGCUGCCCCUAAGAACCAACCUGUCCAGUCACCUAACACACAGAGCCCAGAGACAACCACCAUGCCUUUCCACCUGGCAGUCUCGGCUCCCGCCGUCUCCCAGCGGCCACUGGAGGUCAGCUUCUCCCCAGUGGAAAAACAGCCAGCCCCAGGGGCUUCACAGCGCCCAGCCUCCCCUCCCUCAGAGCCCAGCCCCAGUCCAGUGGACCCACCUGAGUUUGGGUUCGAGUACCUGCCGGAGAGCGACCAGGCCGGACUGCUGGUGACGGAUGAGGAGCUGGACGCCUUCCUCCGGGGAGAGACUCAGGGCCAGGAGGACCACAGGGUCCCUGACUGCGGGAGGCCCGGGGAGAACCUCCAGGACGAGGGCUUUUCCGAGCUCAACGGGAACCUGGAGGAGCGGCUGGUGGAGGAGGAGCUGUGGAGCUGCAGCCGGAGCCGAGGGGAGGGGCUGGAGAGGAUAGAGAGGUUGGCCUCGCCGGAGAGCGACAGGACCUUGUCUGCAGAGGGGAAUGCGAGUCCAGCCCUCUCCACUCCCUCCCAGGAACCCCCCAGCCCCUACCAGACAGACACCAGCCCCUGUAGUCCCAGGAACCUCCCACCACCCUACUACGGAGGGGCCCGACCCAAACAACUGCUCUGCCAAGCACCCAGAGUACCUCCAGCAGAAGGGGAGGACCAAGGGCCCAGUAGCCCCACAGACCGCACCGACACUGGGGAAGAGGUGGACCAGAGCCCAUCUCCUCCCAGCCCCAACCCUGCAGAGGACCCCAUUAACCAAGGUGUGCUCUGUCCAGGUUACUCCCCACCUGAGCGCUAUGAGAGCAGUGUGGGGUACGACGAGCUGUCGGAGCCCCCGCCCUAUUCUGGCGAGCCUGCUGGAGAGGGGAGCGGGUCCUCAGAGGGGAGGUUGGCAGAGGAUGAGGAUGGGCUGGGGUGCAAGCAGCCCCCCUGGGUACCGGAUUCAGAGGCACCCAACUGUAUGAACUGCUGGCAGAAGUUCACCUUCACCAGGAGGAGGCACCACUGCCGGGCCUGUGGGAAGGUACGUACCUAAAUUUGUCCAUGAAGGGACUUUCUUUACCCUCAUUUCUAGGGUCAUCUUUUGCCCUGUUCUUGAUAACAUAUUUGGUGUUUUGAAGAUAUUCAUUUUAUUGACAUUAGGUGUUAGUAGCUAAAUAUACUUUUACAUAGUAACACAUAAUAAAGAGGUCUUAACAUACACUGAACAAAAAUAUAAACGCAACAUGCAGUUCCACACUCUCUCCCUGACCUAAACUCCCUGUACUAUGGCACUGCCCCCAGCUGCCCCGACCGUCCCAGCCCCAGUCCUGGUCCCAUGUUUCAUAUAAAAAUAAAAGAUCCCAGAAAUGUUUUGUACACACAAAAAGCUUAUUUCUCUCAAAUGUUGUGCACAAAUGUGUUUACAUCCCUUUUAGUGAGCAUUUCUCCUUUGCAAGAUAAUCCAUCCACCUGACAGGCAUGGCAUAUCAAGAAGCUGAUUAAACAGCAUGAUCAUUACACAGGUGCACCUUGUGCUGGGGACAAUGAAAGGCCACUCUAAAAUGUGCAGUUUUGUCAGAAAACACAAUGCCACAGAUGUGUCAAGUUUUGAGUUGGGUUUACGGCAGGGGCAGGCAUAAGCUACGGACUUGAACACAAUUGCAUUUUAUCAAUGGCAAUUUCAAUGCACAGAGAUACCGUGACAAGAUCCUGAGGCCCAUUGUCGUACCAUUCUUCCGCCGCCAUCACCUCAUAUUUCAGCAUGAUAAUGCACAGCCCCAUGUCGCAAGGAUCUGUACACAAUUCCUGGAAGCUGAUAAUGUCCCACCAUGGCCUGCACCAGACAUGUCACACAUUGAGCAUGUUUGGGAUGCUCUGGAUCGACGUGUACGACAGUGUGUUCCGGUUCCCGCCAAUAUCCAGCAACUUCGCACCGCGAUUGAAGAUUAGUGGGACAACGCGUUUCCACUGCUCCGGAGUCCAAUGGCGGCGAGCUUUACACCACUCCAGCCGACGCUUGCCAUUGCGCAUGGUGAUCUUAGGCUUGUGUGCGGCUGCUCGGCCAUUGAAACCCAUUUCAUGAAGCUCCCGCGAACAGUUCUUGUGCUGACGUUGCUUCCAGAGGCAGUUUGGAUCUCGGUAGUGAGUGUUGCAACCAAGGACAGACCAUUUUUUAUGCACUUCAGCACUCUGCGGUCCUGUUCAGUGAGCUUGUGUGGCCUACCACUUCGUGGCUGAGCCGUUGUUGCUCCUAGACGUUUCCACUUCACAAAAACAGCACUUACAGUUGACCAGGGCAGAAAUUUGACGAACUGACUUGUUGGAAAGGUGGCAUCCUAUGACGGUGCCAUGUUGAAAGUCACUGAGCUCUUCAGUAAGGCCAUUCUACUGCCAAUGUUUGUCUAUGGAGAAUACAUGGCUGUGUGCUCGAUGUAAUAUACCUGUCAGCAACGGGUGUGGCUGAAAUAGCCAAAUCCACUAAUUUGAAGGGGUGUCCACAUACCUUUGUAUAUAUAGUAUAUAUGUGACCAACAGAUGCAUAUCUGUAUUCACCAUUAUGUGAAAUCCAUAGUUUAGGGCCUAAUUUAUUUAUUUCAAUUGACUGAUUUCCUUAUAUGAACUGUAACUCUAUAAAAUCUUAGAAAUUGUUGCAUGUUGUGUUUAUUUUUGUUGAGUAUAAAUAUGUGACCCAGUCACAAAGAUCCUGAAUAUGAAUGGAAACUGAAGAAAAUAAAUAAUGGAAAGAGGGCAAUCUCUUCCUCUCAUAAUUGCACAUUCUGGGAACAUUACCUGACUCCAAACCAAUCAGUUAACUUCAAUAAAGCAGCGGUACUGCCAUUUCCAAUUAAGCACAUUUCUGUAUUUACUGAGUCAGAGGUAUUCAAGUGUAAAUGUGGGUUACAAUGUGGAGCAGUGACCUAGCUAUGAUUCAGUUCAUCCAGACUGUCACCUGACUUUGACCUAUCGUUCUCUUUGUAGACACAACACUCCUUUUUGUUCCUGUCUCCUGUUAACAAACAACACGGAGUCCCCUGCUCACAUACGUCACACUUGAUCACGCAGUAUGGCACGAUAUAGCCUAUAUACCAUACCCCCAUCCUCUGCUACUAUAUAAAUAGCUUGCUCAGAAAGAGGCAUGAGUCAGUGAUUCUUAUUCCAGCUUCUCUAUAGAUCUCCUCUUCUCUGAGGUCUGAGAAGCCAGGGCUAAAGCCAGAGCUAAGGCCCUAACAGCCCAGUGACUAAAGCUAGAGCUAAUUCCCUAACAACGCAAGCCUACCAGAUGAGCGAAAUGCCUUUUAUGCUCGCUUCGAGGCAAGCAACACUGAAGCAUGCAUGAGAGCACCAGCUGUUCCGGACGACUGUGUGAUCACGCUCUCCGUAGCCGAUGUGAGCAAGACCUUUAAACAGUGUCAUGACUGUCCACGAGAAUCCAAAUAGUAGAUCAGGUUUGCAAUGAAUAAGUUCAAUCAGACCCACUCUCACCCGUAGAGGGGGUUAACAGCUCACAACCUGUUGUAAAUCAACAAAGAAGACCAGGCUCUCCCUUUGAAGAUCCCCCAAGGGAAUGUCUUUGUUUCAACAGACUUUUUCCCGCUUAAACUUUAACACGUUCAAAAGCGAAUACUGGAAUAAUAUUCCUAAUGUAGAACGUGGGGAAUGGUCAGAGGCGAUCUAUUGGACACUAAUGUCAUAUUGUUUGUUAUUUUGUGAUGUCAUAAUUUUUGUAUUAAAGGAAAUACUGUAACUUGGAAAGGAUACCCACUACAUGUACAAAGUGUCCAUCCUAUGCAUUGUGCAUAUAAUAUGAAAAAACGAUGAAAGUGUUUUUGUUAAGAGAGGGAUUUGAUUUGAAGUUAUAUGAGAAUUGUUUUUUUUUAACUUGGCACAAUGAGUAGUCACCGCCCAAAGUGAGGUCAGAAAGCAUGUCAGCCUGACGGAACCGCCCCCUUUCGAGCAGAGAUUGGUAAAGAAAUUAACAUACCAGACCAGAAAAGCAUGAGGUGGCAGCCACACGUUUAAAAUGGUUGGAACUUUGAAUCUCAACACGAAGUGGAGAGAGAUCUCACCUCCCGGACAAUCACUGGUACGGCUGAUUAGCUGUCUUAAGUAAAGUAUCUUCGAAAGCUAAUUUAAGUAGGCCCAUCCUAUUACUCUGCUCAAGCCAUCCUGUUACGCUACGUCCAUCAACCCACUGGGAAUCUUCAUGAGCGAAUGAAAGGAAAAUCAACUCUGUAGUUCUGUUCAGGACUACACAACAAGUCAUCGGAGACCGGACAACUACGAAGAAGAGAACAACAGAAGACUUGUUGGAACCUUUUUGGACAAUCAGAGCCUUACUAGCGUGCCGCGAGAAGGCCCAACUCCCUUUCCAGGGCGGACCUGGAAGAUACACUGGGUUUAUCCUGUGUUCCCAUUUAAUUAGCUAGUAAAUAAAUAAUGAAACCAAAUUGUGUAGUACUGAAUCAUAAGUAAGGCUCGGGUUUUUGCAGAUGCAAGGAAGUUACGACUGUCAGAAUGAUGAUAUGAUACGAGGUUAUGAUUAAUAAGUUGACUGUUUAUAGAUGUGAUAUGUAAAGACCUUUUAGAGUUUAAUUCAGGAGAUGGUAAUUCUUUAAAGAACCACUCUCGUGGUGCCCCAGAUACUAAUGAGUUAAUUGUUACAUGAUUAAUUUAAUUAGAGAUAAAGUCACGCCACGACAACAGGUAAACAUUCACAAGUCCGCGGGGCCAGACGGAUUACCAGGACGUGUACUCAGAGCAUGCGCGGACCAACUGGCAAGUGUCUUCACUGACAUUUUAAAUCUCUCCCUGAUCGAGUCUGUAACACCUACAUGUUUCAAGCAGACCACCAUAGUCCCUGUGCCCAAGAAAGCGAAGGUAACCUGCCUAAAUGACUACCGCCCCGUAGCACUCACGUCGGUAGCCAUUAAGUGCUUUGAAAGGCUGGUCAUGGCUCACAUCAACACCAUCAUGCCGGAAACCCUAGAACCACUCCAAUUCGCAUACCACCCCAACAGAUCCACAGAUGACGCAAUCUCAAUCGCACUCCAAUCCACACUGCCCUUUCCCACCUGAACAAAAGGAGCACUUACAGUGGGGAAAAAAAGUAUUUAGUCAGCCACCAAUUGUGCAAGUUCUCCCACUUAAAAAGAUGAGAGGCCUGUAAUUUUCAUCAUAGGUACACGUCAAAUAUGACAGACAAAUUGAGAAGAAAAAAAUCCAGAAAAUCACAUUGUAGGAUUUUUUAUGAAUUUAUUUGCAAAUUAUGGUGGAAAAUAAGUAUUUGGUCACCUACAAACAAGCAAGAUUUCUGGCUCUCACAGACCUGUAACUUCUUCUUUAAGAGGCUCCUCUGUCCUCCACUUGUUACCUGUAUUAAUGGCACCUGUUGAACUUGUUAUCAGUAUAAAAGACCCCUGUCCACAACCUCAAACAGUCACACUCCAAACUCCACUAUGGCCAAGACCAAAGAGCUGUCAAAGGACACCAGAAACAAAAUUGUAGACCUGCACCAGGCUGGGAAGACUGAAUCUGCAAUAGGUAAGCAGCUUGGUUUGAAGAAAUCAACUGUGGGAGCAAUUAUUAGGAAAUGGAAGACAUACAAGACCACUGAUAAUCUCCCUCGAUCUGGGGCUCCACGCAAGAUCUCACCCCGUGGGGUCAAAAUGAUCACAAGAACGGUGAGCAAAAAUCCCAGAACUACACGGGGGGACCUAGUGAAUGACCUGCAGAGAGCUGGGACCAAAGUAACAAAGCCUACCAUCAGUAACACACUACGCCGCCAGGGACUCAAAUCCUGCAGUGCAGACAUGUCCCCCUGCUUAAGCCAGUACAUGUCCAGGCCCGUCUGAAGUUUGCUAGAGUGCAUUUGGAUGAUCCAGAAGAGGAUUGGGAGAAUGUCAUAUGGUCAGAUGAAACCAAAAUAUAACUUUUUGGUAAAAACUCAACUCGUCGUGUUUGGAGGACAAAGAAUGCUGAGUUGCAUCCAAAGAACACCAUACCUACUGUGAAGCAUGGGGGUGGAAACAUCAUGCUUUGGGGCUGUUUUUUCUGCAAAGGGACCAGGACGACUGAUCCAUGUAAAGGAAAGAAUGAAUGGGGCCAUGUAUUGUGAGAUUUUGAGUGAAAACCUCCUUCCAUCAGCAAGGGCAUUGAAUAUGAAACGUAGCUGGGUCUUUCAGCAUGACAAUGAUCCCAAACACACCGCCCGGGCAACAAAGGAGUGGCUUCGUAAGAAGCAUUUCAAGGUCCUGGAGUGGCCUAGCCAGUCUCCAGAUCUCAACCCCAUAGAAAAUCUUUGGAGGGAGUUGAAAGUCCGUGUUGCCCAGCGACAGCCCCAAAACAUCACUGCUCUAGAGGAGAUCUGCAUGGAGGAAUGGGCCAAAAUACCAGCAACAGUGUGUGAAAACCUUGUGAAGACUUACAGAAAACGUUUGACCUGUGUCAUUGCCAACAAAAGGUAUAUAACAAAGUAUUGAGAAACUUUUGUUAUUGACCAAAUACUUAUUUUCCACCAUAAUUUGCAAAUAAAUUCAUAAAAAAUCCUACAAUGUGAUUUUCUGGAUUAUUUUUUCUCAUUUUGUCUGUCAUAGUUGACGUGUACCUAUGAUGAAAAUUACAGGCCUCUCUCAUCUUUUUAAGUGGGAGAACUUGCACAAUUGGUGGCUGACUAAAUACUUUUUUUCCCCACUGUAUGUGAGAAUGCUGUUUAUUGAUUACAGCUCAGCGUUCAACACCAUAGUGUCCACAAAGAUCAUCACUAAGCUAAGGACCCUGGGACUAAACACCUCCCUCUGCAACUGGAUCCUGGACUUCCUGACGGGCCGCCCCCAGGUGAUAAAGGGAAGUAACAACACAUCUGCCACGCUGAUCCUCAACACGGGGGCCCCUCAGGGGUGCGUGCUUAGUCCCUUCCUGUACUCCCUGUUCACCCACGACUGUGUGGCCAAGCACAACUCCAACACCAUCAUUAAGUUUGCUGACGACACAACAGUGGUAGGCCUGAUCACCAACAACAAUGAGACAGCCUAGAGGGAGGAGGUCAGAGACCUGGCAGUGUGGUGCCAGGACAACAACCUCUUCCUCAAUGUGAGCAAGACAAAGGAGAUGAUCGUGGACUACAGGAAAAGGAGAGCCGAACAGGCCCACGUUAACAUCGACAGGGCUGUAGUGGAGCGGGUCGAGAGUUUCAAUUUCCUUGGUGUCCACAUCACCAACAAACGAUCAUGGUCCAAACACACCAAAACAGUCGUGAAGAGGGCACGACAACACCUUUUCCCCCUCAGGAGACUGAAAAGAUUUGGCAUGGGUCCCCAGAUCCUCAAAAAGUUAUACAGCUGCACCAUCGAGAGCAUCCUGACCGGUUGCAUCACCGCCUUGUAUGACAACUGCUCGGCCUCUGACCGUAAGGCGCUUGAGAGGGUAGUGCAUACGUCCCAGUACAUCACUGGGGCCAAGCUUUCUGCCAUCCAGGACCUAUAUACUAGGUGGUGUCAGAGGAAGGCCCAACAUCUUUUCAAAGUCAGUCACCCAAGUCAUAGACUGCUCUCCAUGCUACCACACGGCAAGCGGUACCGGAGUGCCAAGUCUAGGUCAAAAAGACUGCUGAACAAUCAAAUGGCCACCCGGACUAUUUACAUUGACACCUUUGUUUUUACACUGCUGCUACUCGCUGUUUAUUAUCUAUGCAUAGUCACUUUACCCCUACCUACAUGUACAAAUUACCUCGACUAACCUGUAUCCCCGCACAUUGACUCGGUACCGGUACCCCCUGUAUAUAGCCUCAUUAUUAUUAUGUUAUUUUAUUGUGUUACUUUUUAUUUUAUUUUUUACUUUAGUUUAUUUAGUAAAUAUUUCCUUAACUCUAUUACUUGAACUGCAUUGUUGGUUAAGGGCUUGUAAGUAAGCAUUUCAUGGUAAGGUCUACAGCUGUUCUAUUUGGCACAUGUGACAAAUCAUUUGAUUUGAUUUGAACAGCCCAAGUGAUUAAAGCCAGAGCUAAGGCCAUAACAGCCCAGUGAUUUAAAGCAGCAUUACACAGGAGUCCCAUGGGCUUUAACUCUAUAGGCUACUUACUGCAGUCCAACAGGAUAUGUAAGAGUUAAUCAGCGAGGGGCUAUGUGUUCUGUGGAAAAUAAUGAACGACGCGGAGUUGCAUUCUUUUCCAGAGAACGCAUAGAGCCCCAAGUUGAUUAUCCCUUUUAUAACAUGGCUAUAAUUUAACACAUUUGCCGCUAGAAAUGUGUUCAUUUGUGAGUAGAAAUGUGUUCAACAUCCACUGAAGUAGCUAACAAGUUUACUAGAUAGCUACAGUAGUUGCCUUGUUAACCAAACAAACUGACUUGCUAGUUUAGCUAACCAAACCAUCACUCCUAGCUUGCUAUUAUCAAAAUCAAAUUCAACAAUGCCAAUAAUGUUUUCAGUUCGACUUUUGCUUUCAAAAGCAGCUCAAACAUAGAACAUGUAUGAAUUAACUCUAGCCAUUGAAUUUUACUGUGCGGAUAUACCGUGUGUUAUAGGGAAAUAAUGCACGCUCUAGAAUGCCCUUCAAGCCAAUCAGAUGAGUAUUCAACAAUACCAUGGCACUGUAUAAAGAGGACUAGUCUAAUUUACUUUACAACCUCCUUUGACUUCUCUUCUUAAUUGCUGCACAAUCGAUUGUAUCAGUUAUUCCUGUAAUUUACUGCUCUUCUUUAUGCUAGUGCAAGAUGUGGGUCACACUUAACAUGGCAUGAAUAACUUCAUGUAGAUUGUCGUCGUAGCGUGUACGUAUAGUGUGGUGUUGCAGUAGUGUUUGUUUUUCUCCUGCCUGACGGUUGUCCUCCCACCCGUGGCACAGGUGUACUGUGCCAUCUGCUGCAACAGGAGAUGGAAGCUCAAGUACCUGGACAAGGAGGCCCGGGUGUGUGUCAUCUGCUUCGAGACCGUACACAGAAGUAAGACCCAAGGUGUGUGUGUGUUUUUGUCUAUAAGUUCAUGCACAGGUGUAAUAAUGUUUGUAUUGUGUGUGUGCGUGCGUGUGUACAUCCAUUUUCUUCUAUGAGUGUUUUCUUCCAAGAUACCAAUCACAGACCACCAUCCGAUUCGUGCAAGUCAGCUGACUGCUCUGAAUGACUUUGUCAGGCUCCUGUUCUCAGAACAACAUGAACGAAGACUGAUGUCUGAAGAACACAGAGUAUUCACAGCCUGGUGUCUGUAGUGUAGUUAGUAGGCCUCAGCUCUGCUCUGCCCUGGGGGCUUAUGGGAGCUCUGUGAAAGGAACCCAGUUUAUGUUGACUCUCUGUGACUUUCAUUAGUCAUUAAACUGUUUCAACUUGGAGUCUUCAUUAAAGCAAAGUAAUAUGCAUUAAAAUAACAACUCUGAAGAACAAGCCAAACAGACGGGACAUGGUCUGUUAGAAGAGAGUUGCUGUCUAGGUUUUAUAAAGGUUAAAUAUAUCUAGAACAACACAUGACUGAUGAAUAGCCCUUUUUUAGUUGGAAGUUGUUGUGCUUGUUUGUGGCUUGGUCACGGUGUAGCAAACGUCACUAGCCGUGAAAUGCUUGCUUCCUCCGUCCUUGUUUCCUCAAUUUCUCUCAAAGCUCAUUGGAGGAGAGGACCCAAUGUCCCUCCCUUGGACCUCAUCUAAUUUGCUUUCGGUGAAGUUGAGGAAACAAGGACUUAACAGCCAGUGAAGUUUUCAGACACAGCCUAAGAAUGGCCAGGGAUCUUAGGUUAAGUUAGAUGUGCAGUGUAGUCUCGAGGAUAAAACGGCUAUCUUGCAUCAGAGAGCCUAGUGCCUAAAGUGCUUUCUAACACAGCCUGCGUGAAAGUGUUUCCUUUGUUUGAGUGUGCGUGGGACUGCGUAAAAACCUAAGACCAGGUUGUGUAAGAGUGUGUGUGUGUGUGCACCUGUCUCUCUGUGCGUCUGCUUUUCCCCAAGCUCCUGUCGUGUCCCGCCCUCCUGCACUCCUGAACAACAACGUCUCUAGCCUUCCCUGGUAUACUGAGCUGCUAUAGAAACAAAAGGGCUAGAACAUCCAUCCUCAUUGAAAAUGCUUUUUUUAUGUGCUCGCAGAUCACUACUAACCAGUGAUUUAUGUUGCUCUAUGCUGUUAUUGGUGAGUGGUGGUAAAUAAUGUGGAAUAGAAAAGCGUUUCUGUUCUAUGCAUUCCGUCUCUAUGGUUCUGCUUCCCCGGUCGGGUGAUGAAGGACUUUCUCAUCUCCAGAGACAGAGCUGAGGUUAGUCAGGACGAAAUGACUGGUGCAGAGAGAGUGGGGGAGAGGAGAGGGAGGUAGUUAUGGCUGAGAGGAGUCAGGACGUUGGUGUGUGUCCUUGACUGUGAGUGUGGGACAGGAGCCACCUGACGCAGUGAGAGUGUGACGCUCACAGACACACACACACACACACACACACACAGCACCUUGACUCCCUUUCUGGCACCUACACACAUACUCUGAGCAUCUCUGCGGUCCAGGGACAGGCUGGUGUGACUAUUCUAUUCUCGGCUCCUUGUCUGCUGUGUGAGUGUGGUAGAGAUAGCGUGUGUGUGUGUGUGUGAGAUAGAGAGAGAGAGGUCUACUUUGCUUGGGCCUGUGAGGGCUGGAGCAGAGUGAUGCGAUGUUCCAUUCUUCCCUCCCUCCCUCUCUCCAUCGCUCUCAUCAGUAUGGGGAGCAGCCUGUGAGGCUCUCAGUACACCCCCCUGCCUGCCUGGAGUCUGCGGCUAACGCAGCUAACAGCCAAGUGGGGCUAACAGAGCUAGCUUCAGCUAAUACAGACAAUUUACAUUCAGCUAACUGGGGCUAGCGUCAGUAAGGCUAAGUAGGUUAGCGUGACCAAGGGGACUGUCUUAGCUGGGAGUUUGGAGGAGUGAAGACGAGGAAAAGGUAAGAUGGGAACGGACUUUCAAUUUGUAAAAGAGAAGGAAAAGAUUGGUGCUGCAGCUCAUACUGGUUUAUCUGUUACCAUCUCAUUCUCUGUUUGUUGUUGUGGUGCGCAACGUGGAAAACCUGCUACGUGAUGUCACGCACACACACACACAGCAUGCAUGCUGCUUACAUACACACACGCAUAAACAUAAACACACACGCUGAAUGUAUUUCAGGCAUCUGUUUAUCUGUAUGGGCAUGUUGAGUCUGCUACCAGCUUAAUGAAGGACACUGACUGCUGGGCUUGUUAUGCCGUGUCAUUCUGUCUGUCUGAGAUCAAGGUGAAACUCUUCAACUCUCCUCUGUUUCUCUCUCUUUGUUGUGCUAUUGAUCUGUUGUUGUGAGUAGUGCUCUUUAUAGUGUGUGUGUGUGUUCCAGUGCGUGUGUGUGUGUUCCAGUUUAGUGACUUCGUGUUCCAGUGUUUGUGCGUCUGUGUGUGUACCUGUGUGUCCCUGUGUGCGUCUGUGUGUGUACCUGUGUGUCCCUGUGUGCGUUUGUGUGUACAGGUAGCCUGACAGACUGUGUUAGCUUGGGCCAGUCCAACCAGGUCGAUAAAGAUCAUAUGACGUUACAUCAAUAUAAUGCAGUCCAGAGCCCAGUCAGCACUUCUCUCUCCCCUCCCCCCCAUUAGGUCAUCGUUCGCUUUCCUUCAAUCAUUUUUUUUUAUCGCUCUCCAUAUCUCACCCUCUCUCUCUCCAUAUCUCACCCUCUCUCUCUCCAUAUCUCACCCUCUCUCUCUCCAUAUCUCACCCUCUCUCUCUCCAUAUCUCACCCUCUCUCUCUCCAUAUCUCACCCUCUCUCUCUCCAUAUCUCACCCUCUCUCUCUCCAUAUCUCACCCUCUCUCUCUCCAUAUCUCACCCUCUCUCUCUCUCCAUAUCUCACCCUCUCUCUCUCUCCAUAUCUCACCCUCUCUCUCUCUCCAUAUCUCACCCUCUCUCUCUCUCCAUAUCUCACCCUCUCUCUCUCUCCAUAUCUCACCCUCUCUCUCUCCAUAUCUCACCCUCUCUCUCUCCAUAUCUCACCCCCUCUCUCUCCAUAUCUCACCCCCUCUCUCUGUCUCCAUAUCGCACCCUCUCUCUCUCUCCAUAUUGCACCCUCUCUCUCUCCAUAUCUCACUCUCUCCAUUCUCUUGUUUUCUCCAUCAUUGCAAACUCACUCUUGCCUGAUUCACACAAUAGGACCGACCUGGACCUUACUGUGCUGGCUCUGACAUAGUCUUUUCCAGCAUGGUUCCAGCAACUGGAUGCGUAACCAGGCCAGCCCAGUACAACUUGGCUUGGUUCAGCUCUGUUUGGCUCAGUAGUGUAAAAAGGAUAGCUGUCUCAAUGUGAUGCUUGGCCUCCAUCUGUCCACAGUAGAUUGCUGUAUGGAUAUUGGAGUGUCUGGCCAGGAGAGGUGGUGGAACGGUUGUUUUUAUUACAGUUCACCAUUUACUUUUACAGAGGCCAUAUUCAAGAAUAGCUUCUAUGACAUGCCAAACAUUCCAUACAACAAUGUUUAUUAGCUAUAGCACAGAACAUGCAUCUCUGUGUAGUUACAAACAUGUCCAGAUCUCUGUACAUAUACAAAUUGUGUACUCGGUCUUGCCCCCUGACCUCUGUCUGUGUUCGUGUCCCAUGUUUGUAUGCUAACGCUCUUUCCUCUCUGUCUACCUCUACCUACCUGUCUCUACCUCUCUCUCGUCCCCUCUCUUCCCCCCUUCCCCCUCCCUCUCCCCUCUAGCCCAGGCGCUGGAGCGUAUGAUGAGUCCGACAGGUCCGAGCCCCAACCCCAACAUCCCGUCAGAGUACUGCAGCACCAUCCCCCCCCUGCAGCAGGCCCGGGCUGCAGGCACCCUCAACUCCCCCCCGCCCACUGUCAUGGUGCCUGUCUCCGUGCUCAAAAACCCUGGCAGCGACGGUACGUACGCACCCCUACAUGGGCCAUUGUAGUCGCUAGUUGUGUAACAGUGGUCCCAAAAGCGAUAAACAUCCUGUUGCUCUCCAUAGAAUAGCUUAUUCAGCCACAGUUUGGCUAUGAUGAAAGAUUUAAACAAAAACGUAUUCAUUUAUUUUGCUGAUUUUGGAUUUCUUGUAUUAUUUUCCCAUUUGUUUCGCAUUUAUAUUAAUUUUUGCGCUCUAAUCUAAACAACAGUUGAAAUGAAAGGGGAAGUGACAGAAGUCCCUGUCCCUGUGUGGUGCAUGUGUCAGGUUGUCCUCGUGAGCAGAAGCGUGUGUGGUUUGCAGAUGGCAUACUGCCCAAUGGAGAGGUGGCCGACACCACCAGGCUCUCUGUGACCAGCAGGAGGGGCUCCCAGGAGUCCAGCCCUGUCACACCUGACCCACCUACGGUAAGAGGCAUGACUUACACACACACACAAUCACACACACACACACUGAGAGACACACAUAUGCAGUUAGACCCCACACACAAACACACAUAAAGACCACAUACACAUGGACCCUAGACCAGGGGUGUCAAACUCAUUUUAGCUCAGGGGCCACAUGGAGGAAAAUCUAUUCCCAAGUGGGCCGGACCGGAAAAAUCAUGGUAUAUAUAACUUAAAAACAACAACUUCAGAUUGUUUUCUUUGUUUUAAUACGAUCAACAUACAACAUAAAGCUGGAGCCUGAGGACAGUGUGUCCAAAAUAGUACAAGCACAACAUCACUAUUAAUCAUAAAACACCUCAAGUUAUUUGAAAGUUCUGAGGACAAAGAACACACAAACACACAAUGCCUCAGUGAUUCACAGAAGUAUAUCACAGAUCACAGAACUAUAUCAGGGUGUCAUUUCUCAGGCAGAAAUGUAGAUAAAAAUAAUGAAAUCCUGUUCCCCAAACAAGUGCAAGAACCACAGAGUCAAGAAUAGGUUAAAUAUACAAAUAAAAUAAAAUCAAUUAAAAUCAAUAGCACAUCAACAUAAAAACAUAUAAACAUAAAUCUGAAAGCGUUGCUCAAACUCCCGUAACAGUCCCGUUAUUUUAUCUUUGAACCGCUUCAUGUCUGCCACAUGUUGGGUCGCGCACACAUUUUUCAGACAGGGGAAGUGAGCUGCAUCACCACCGGCAAGUUGCGUCUCCCACAAUGACAGCUUCAACUUGAAAGAACGUAUGCUGUCAUAAUACUGCGUGACAACUUUGUUGCGCCCUUGCAGCUGUUUGUUCAAGUUAUUCAGGUGCUCUGUAACAUCCACCAUAAAUGCAAGGUCCUGCAUCCAUUCUGCGGAAUGAAAUUCUAACACUGGUUUGCCCUUUUCUUCCAUGAACUGUUCAAUUUCUUCUCGUAAAUCAAAGAAACGCCUCAGCACAGCACCUCGGCUUAACCAUCUUACCUCAGUAUGGUAUGGCAGGCCAUAGAUGUGGUCUUUCUCUCUGAGAAGGCUGUCAAACUGACGGUGAUUCAGGCUUCUGGAUCGGAUGAAAUUAACAGUUUGGAUGACCACCUUCAUGACGUUAUCCAUCUUUAAUGACUUGCAACACAAAGCCUCCUGGUGCAAAAUACAGUGAAAAGUCAAAAAAUCACGUCCUCCAUUUGCAGAUUGCACUUUCUCUCUGAACUUUGUCACAACGCCUGCUUUUUUCCCGAUCAUUGAGGGCGCACCAUCUGUAGCCAGGCUGACAGCGCGGCUCCGACCCUGUCCAGCGCGCCGACGAGUGCGGUAAAAAUAUCAGCUGCUGUCGUUGUAUCUGUCAUCGGCACCAACUCCACAAACUCCUCGGUGACGGUCAAUGUGUCAUCAACUCCGCGGAUGAAAAUGGCCAGUUGUGCAACAUCUGUAAUGUCCGUGCUUUCAUCAAUUGCAACCGAAAACGCAAUAAAUGACUUUACUUUUUGCUUCAACUGGCUGUCCAAAUCCACUGAAAGAUCGGAAAUCCUGUCUGCAACUGUGUUUCUUGUCAGGCUGAUAUUUGCAAAAGCCUGCCGCUUUUCAGGGCACACAAUCUCCGCUGCCUUCAUCGUGCAUGUUUUUACAAAUUCACCCUCACUAAAUGGUUUUGAAGCCACUGCGAUUUCAUUAGCAAUGAGGUAGCUAGCUUUCACUGCAGCGUCACUGAUGUCUCGGCCGUGAGUAAACACAGACUGCUGUUUCUUCAGACCCGCCAACAGUUCAUUCACCUUCUCUCAUCUCCGCUGUCCUUGAAAGUUGUCAUAUUUGUCGGCAUGAAGACUCACAUAGUGGCGACGAAGGUUAUAUUCUUUCAACACUGCAACAUGCUCUGAACACACCAAACAUACAGCUUUCCCAUUCAAUUCCGUGAAUAAAUAGGAUGACCAUUUUUCUUGGAACACUCUGCACUCUGCGUCCACUUUUCUCUUUUUUGACAGAAACAUAUUGGGGCAAUGAGGGUGCCAAAGCACAUAAUGUUAAAAGUAGAAGCCGUAAUAAAUAUCGCGGGCAAAACAAAGUAGCUCAUUGGCUGCACGUGCUUGACCUACUUGCUCUGCCCCGGUAUAAACAGUUUGCUUGCUUAACACAAUUGCUAUUGCGCCAUCCAGUGGACGCAAUUGGAACAGCAGUUUAUUUAAUUGAAAAAUUGCAGCGCAUUUUUAUACUUUACAAAAUUAUUAUUAUUAUUAUUAUUUUAUUUUUUUUAAUCAUCUUGCGGGCCGGAUUAAACCCGUUUGCGGGCCUGAUCCGGCCCGUGGGCCGGACGUUUGACACCCCUGCCCUAGACACAUAAAUGUAUCUGUCUUUCUGUCAGUUAAUACGUCUAUUCAUCAAUCUCUUAUCCGUCUGUGUCCUCCAGGCUGGUAGCAGAGUGUCCCCUGGCUCUGCAGCGGUGUCGGAGGGUGGUGUGUCGGCCCCGGAGGCCCAAGCAGAGGUGGAGGUGGUGCGCCCCCCAGUGUCAGGACCUUGGGACUACAGCCUGCUGUGUGGGGUGGGGGGUUAUGUAGAGAGGAGCCCCAGUCUGCUGCCAGAGGAUGAGGAGGGCCUGCCACCUCUACUCAUCACCACCGGAGAGGAGGAGGGAGGAGGAGGAGAUCUAUUGGUGGAGGAGCGCCCCGCCCCCUGCCAGAUCCUGCUCCUAUUGGAGGAGGGAGGGCCGCGACCUUUGACCUUUGUCCUCAACGCCAACCUGCUGGUCAACGUCAAACUGGUCACCUGUGAGUAGAACACCCAUCUCUACCCUUCUAUUCUUCCUGGGGUACAUCUCAAUAAUGUAAACUGGCUUUCUCUCCUUGUCUUGUUUCCUUCAUCUGCACUGAACUUUAAAGACGGGACAAGUGAAGUAAUGUAGCCUAGCCGAUGCCUACUGGGGGAUAGCUUUCACCUGUCCAAUUCUUGUAGAUCAGUUCUUAUUAAAAGAAAGGUGACAAGGAGAGAGUUGAGAUGCACCCCUAGGCUCAUUCUAAAAAUGAAUGUGUGUCUCUGUUAUUCCUAUCAGAUUGUGGUCGUAGGUGUUUUGCAGGCAAUGUGUGUGUCUGUGUGUCCUCACUGUGUGUAUGUCUACUGUGCUGUAGACUGCAGUAGGAAGUGCUGGUGUUUGGGCUCCAGUGGUCUACAGACUGUGGGACAGAGGGAGAUAGUGUUCAUCCUGGAGUGUCUGCCUGUGGAGAGGGCUCUGCCCAAAGACCUGUUCACACUCUACCUCUCCAUCUACCAGGAUGCACAGAGAGGUAGGACCACACACACUGCCACGCCUCUCCAUCUACCAGACAGAGCCACACACACCCUGACCAGUAUGUCUCUCACCCUCCUCUCCUCCAGGGAAGUAUGUGGAGGAGCUGGGCAACGUGGCGUUUACAGGUAGUUUCCUGGGCAGUAAGGAGCACGGAGGUGUGCUGUUCUACUCCCCUACCUUCCAGCCCCUGGAGGGUCUCUGUCUGCCCCCACAGCCCUUCCUCUGUGGUCUGCUCAUCCAGAGGUUGGAGGUACCCUGGGCCAAGGUGUUCCCCCUCAGACUGCUGCUACGGCUGGGAGCAGAACACAGCGGUGAGCCCCCAACAGUUACUAGCCCAGUCUAGAUUCAGUGGUAAUAAAUACACUGAGUGUACAAAACAUUAAGGACAUCUGCUCUUUCCAUGACAUAGACUGACCAGGUGAAUCCAGGUGAAAGCUAUGAUUGAUGUCACUUGGUAAAUCCACUUCAGUCAGUGUAGAGGAAGGGAAGGAGACAGGUUAAAGAAGGAUUUUUAAGCCUUGAGUUAAUUGAGACAUGGAUUGUGUAUGUGUGACUUUCAGAGGGUGAAUGGACAAGACAAAAGAUUGAUGUGCCUUUGAACGGGGUAUGGUUGUAGGUGCCAGGCACACGGGUUUGUGUCAAGGACUGCAACGCUGCUGGGUUUUUCACGGUCAACAGUUUCCUGUGUGUAUCAAGAAUGGUCCACCACCCAAAGGACAACUAGCCAACUUGACACAACUGUGGGAAGCAUUUGAGUCAACAUGGGCCAGCAUCCCUGUGGAAAGCUUUCAACACCUUGUAGAGUCCAUGCCCAGACAAGUUGAAUCUGUUCUGAGGGCAAAAGGGGGAGGGGGUUCAAUUAAAUAUUAGGAAGGUGUCCUUAAUUUAUUUUUACCCUCAUUGUACACUAUAUAUACAAAGGUAUGUGGACACCCCUUCAAAUUAGUGGAUUUGGCUAUUUCAGCCACACCUGUUGCUGACAGGUGUCUAACAUCGAGCACACAACCAGGCAAUCUCCAUAGACAAACAUUGGCAGUAGAAUGGCCUUACUGAAGAGCUCAGUGUCUUUGAACAUGGCACCGUCAUAGGAUGCCACCUUUCCAGCAAGUCAGUUCGUCAAAUUUCUGCCCUGCUAGAGCUUCCCUAGUCAACUGUAAGUGCUGUUAUUGUCAAGUGGAAACAUCUAGUAGCAACAACGACUCAGCCGCGAAGUGGUAGGCCACACAAGCUCACAGAAUGGGACCGCCGAGUGCUGAAGCCCGUAGCGUGUAGAAAUCGUCUGUCCUUGGUUGCAACACUCACUACUGAGUUCCAAACUGCCUCUGGAAGAAUCGUCAGCACAAGAACUGUUCGUCGGGAGCUUCAUGAAAUGGGUUUCCAUGGCCGAGCAGCCGCACACAAGCCUAAGAUCACCAUGCGCCAAGUGUCGGCUGUAGUGGUGUAAAGCUCUCCGCCAUUGGACUCUGAAGCAGUGGAAAUGCGUUCUCUGGAGUGAUGAAUAAUGCUUCACCAUCUGGCAGUCCGACGGACGAAUCUGGGUUUAGCAGAUGCCAGAAGAACGCUACCUGUCCGAAUGCAUAGUGCCAACACUAAAGUUUGGUGGGGGAGGAAUAAUGUUCUGGGGCUGUUUUUCAUGGUUCGGGCUAGGCUCCUUAGUUCCAGUGAAGGGAAAUCUUAAUGCUACAGCAUACAAUUACAUUCUAGACGAUUCUGUGCUUUCAACUUUGUGGCAACAGUUUGGGGAAGGCCCUUUCCUGUUUCAGCAUGACAAUGCCCCUGUGCACAAAGCGAGGUCCAUACAGAAAUGGUUUGUCGAGAUCGGUGUGGAAGAACUUGACUGGCCUGCACAGAGCCCUGAUGUCAACAACAUCGAACACCUUUGGGAUGAAUUGCCCAACAUCAGUGCCCGAUCUCACUAAUGCUCUUGUGGCUGAAUGGAAGCAAGUCCCCACAGCAAUGUUCCAACAUCUAGUGGAAAGCCUUCCCAGAAGAGCGGAGGCUGUUAUAGCAGAAAAGGGGGACCAUCUCCAUAUUAAUGCCCAUGAUUUUGGAAUGCAAAGUUCGACAAGCAGGUGUCCACAUACUUUUGGUCAUGUAGUGUUCAUGGUAAUUCAUUUUAGAAGGCUAUUCACUUUGACUUUUCAAAGUAAUUUUUUUAUUUGUAUAUAGCUAUUUCAAACUUUUGAACUUGACCAAGUCCUAGAUAUCUGCUGUAGACUGUACUGUCCUACCAAGCAAAAAGGCAGUAACUGCUCAUAGCGUGGAACAGAGAAAAAUGGCUUUUAUUUACCUUGGUUUCACAGUAACCUUAUGCAGUUACUGCAAAACACAAUACAAUAGAGGCAGGAUACUUGUCCACAUGAUUAAGCAUGUAUUUAAUGUAGCAAAAAUGACAUUAACUCAUUUUUGACCAAAUGAGCAGUUACUGUCUUUUUGCUUGGUAGGGCAGUAUAGGCUAUUGAGAUCACCUUUACUUUCACUUUACACACGUGACCAUAACUUACUGUAAUGACAUGGUGAAAUAAUAAUAAUAACUGUUUAGAUGGAUGUGGAGCCUGAAUCUAAUGACCUUUGUGUUUUUUUGCAGUGUAUCCCAGCACGCUGGUCAGCGUCCGCUUCAGAGAAACUGUGUUCAGAGAGACAGGACACACCAUCAUGAACCUGUUGGCUGUAAGUACUGAAAAUACACACACACAGUUAUAAAUAAUAGCUGGAGUUUUUUAUUGUAAAUCUCAAGUAUUUCAGAGUAUUUAUUUAUGCAAUUUGAUCAAUCUAAAACUUUGAUAAAAAGCAUUGGCAUCAAACCGAAGCUAUGUAGUAAACGUAGGUCUCCAGCCCUGAUUUAAAGCAGAGUUAAGACAUAUGUCCCUGAUUUAAAGCAGAGUUAAGACAUAUGUCCCUGAUUUAAAGCAGAGUUAAGACAUAUGUCCCUGAUUUAAAGCAGAGUUAAGACAUAUCUCCCUGAUUUAAAGCAGAGUUAAGACAUAUCUCCCUGAUUUAAAGUUAAGACAUAUCUCCCUGAUUUAAAGCAGAGUUAAGACAUAUCUCCCUGAUUUAAAGCAGAGUUAAGACAUAUGUCCCUGAUUUAAAGCAGAGUUAAGACAUAUCUCCCUGAUUUAAAGCAGAGUCAAGACAUAUCUCCCUGAUUUAAAGUUAAGACAUAUCUCCCUGAUUUAAAGCAGAGUUAAGACAUAUGUCCCUGAUUUAAAGCAGAGUUAAGACAUAUCUCCCUGAUUUAAAGCAGAGUUAAGACAUAUCUCCCUGAUUUAAAGUUAAGACAUAUCUCCCUGAUUUAAAGCAGAGUUAAGACAUAUCUCCCUGAUUUAAAGCAGAGUUAAGACAUAUGUCCCUGAUUUAAAGCAGAGUUAAGACAUAUCUCCCUGAUUUAAAGCAGAGUCAAGACAUAUCUCCCUGAUUUAAAGUUAAGACAUAUCUCCCUGAUUUAAAGCAGAGUUAAGACAUAUCUCCCUGAUUUAAAGCAGAGUUAAGACAUAUCUCCCUGAUUUAAAGCAGAGUUAAGACAUAUGUCCCUGAUUUAAAGCAGAGUUAAGACAUAUGUCCCUGAUUUAAAGCAGAGUUAAGACAUAUCUCCCUGAUUUAAAGCAGAGUUAAGACAUAUCUCCCUGAUUUAAAGCAGAGUUAAGACAUAUCUCCCUGAUUUAAAGCAGAGUUAAGACAUAUGUCCCUGAUUUAAAGCAGAGUUAAGACAUAUCUCCCUGAUUUAAAGCAGAGUUAAGACAUAUCUCCCUGAUUUAAAGUUAAGACAUAUCUCCCUGAUUUAAAGCAGAGUUAAGACAUAUGUCCCUGAUUUAAAGCAGAGUUAAGACAUAUCUCCCUGAUUUAAAGUUAAGACAUAUCUCCCUGAUUUAAAGCAGAGUUAAGACAUAUCUCCCUGAUUUAAAGUUAAGACAUAUCUCCCUGAUUUAAAGCAGAGUUAAGACAUAUCUCCCUGAUUUAAAGCAGAGUUAAGACAUAUCUCCCUGAUUUAAAGUUAAGACAUAUCUCCCUGAUUUAAAGCAGAGUUAAGACAUAUCUCCCUGAUUUAAAGCAGAGUUAAGACAUAUCUCCCUGAUUUAAAGCAGAGUUAAGACAUAUGUCCCUGAUUUAAAGCAGAGUUAAGACAUAUCUCCCUGAUUUAAAGUUAAGACAUAUCUCCCUGAUUUAAAGCAGAGUUAAGACAUAUCUCCCUGAUUUAAAGCAGAGUUAAGACAUAUCUCCCUGAUUUAAAGCAGAGUUAAGACAUAUGUCCCUGAUUUAAAGCAGAGUUAAGACAUAUGUCCCUGAUUUAAAGCAGAGUUAAGACAUAUGUCCCUGAUUUAAAGCAGAGUUAAGACAUAUCUCCCUGAUUUAAAGUUAAGACAUAUCUCCCUGAUUUAAAGCAGAGUUAAGACAUAUCUCCCUGAUUUAAAGCAGAGUUAAGACAUAUCUCCCUGAUUUAAAAUAGAGUUAAGACAUAUCUCCCUGAUCCUCUGUGAUGAUCACUGAGCCGUAUGCCGUGCAGUGUGUUCUCCCACAGGAGGCCAGCCUCAGAGACGGGACAGAAAUGACACACAGAGAUAAAUCAGGUGUCCUAUGGGAGAACACACCGCAGUAGUUAGGUUCCCUGCCAGCUGUUCUCUGCUGAGAGUAGCCUGUAGUGGUCUGGGGUGGUCCAGCAGUUACGUUUGCUGCAUUCAGAACACAUGAACACAUUAACUAAUCUCUCUCUCUCUCUCUCUCUCUCUCUCUCUCUCUCUCUCUCUCUCUCUCUCUCUCUCUCUCUCUCUCGCUCUCUCGCUCUCGCUGUCUCUCUCUCGGUCUGUCUAAUAAAUACUCAUCUCAUCUUCUCUGUGAGAAGCGCAGUGGUCUAAGGCACUGCAUCGCAGUGCUAACUGUGCCACUAGAGAUCCUGGUUCGAAUCCAGGCUCUGUCGCAGCCGGCCGCGACCGGGAGACUCAUGGGCGGCGCACAAUUGGCCCAGCGUCGUCCAGGGUAGGGGAGGGAAUGGCCGGCAGGGAUGUAGCUCAGUUGAUAGAGCAUGGUGUUUGCAACGCCAGGGUUGUGGGUUUGAUUCCCACGGGGGGCCAGUAUAAAUAUAUAUAUGUAUUCACUAACUGUAAGUCGCUCUGGAUAAGAGCGUCUGCUAAAUGACUAAAAAAAAUAAAAAAAAAAAAAAAAAAAAAAAAAAAAAAAGAGUGUAGGCCACAUACUAUUAAUGUCCCCAAAACAAACCUGUGACGUGUGUGUUGUGAUCAUCCACAGGACCUGAGGAACUACCAGUACAGUCUACCUGCUGUGGAGGGUCUGAGGAUCCACAUGGAGAUGGGCCACAGCUACAUCGACAUUCCCAAGAGCAGCUUCACUGAGGUAAGACCGACGUGUGUGUGUGUGUCAGGGUUCCCAAUAACUGGUAAUUGCCGGCUUUUGGCCCCCCAAAAAUAAUGGAAAGCUGAUUUUAAAAAUUAAAAUUCUCCAGACAAUUGCCGCUUGUGUAUUUCCGUUAGUCGUCAUGUAUCUUAUUUAUCACAUUUGCACAGCAUACAGAGAAAGCUUGAGCGAAUAUCACUGUCAAACAGCGCAAUAGUUGCCCCUGAACAGCUCUUUGCUGCUGGAGUGGAACGUGCUUUUACAUCUGAGAGAGCCACUUCUCUCAGAUAUCUCAAUCCUAAUUAGCCAAUGCCCGUCACGUGAUCGGGUCCUUCUCAAAGGCCUCGCAGCUCCCAAGAUCAAGUGAAGAUAGACAGGUCAGAGAUGCAAUGGCGCGCGUCAUUGUUAUCGAAUUCCGAGGGGCACAUUGAAGAUGUUAGAAGAACUGUCCACAUUUAAUUUCCUCAGCUAACAAGAUGAGUAACGAACAGCAAAAUCACUAGCCUAUGUCAAUCUACUAUCCCCCAUAGUAGAAAAGUUUACCUAUUCUAUUGGUCAGUUUGUCGUUCUGUGUGAGAAUAAAUAUUCCGAACAGACUCUGGAACAGUUGUGGGAUGAUAGAUCCAAGCACUGAACAUUAUUUUUUCUUGUAAAAAACAAUGAGACUGAUGCAACAGAUCAGAAUGUUUAGUUUAAAAUGUAGAUAAACUAUUAUUUCUUCAGAUUAUAAGCGCAGCAAUGCGCACACGACAGAAGGUUAUACACGCGAAUGUUCCAAAAUGCAAUUAGCGGGAAAACACAGUUCUCAAAAGCACACUGCAAAUGCAACAUUUUCAUGGGACAGAGAUGAAAAUAUUCUUUAAAAAGAGGGAAGAUGCAUGAACUAGCAUGGGUUGCUAAUAUGACUAGGAUUGUGUCUUUGGAUGCUGGAGAAAGUCGAUUUUGAAAACUAAUAGAACAUGAGAGAAAUACUGUUUUCAAUGGCAUAUUAGGAAGUGUUUAUAAAAUAAUUCCCUCAACAUUCCUAUGGUCGGAAUUUGGCUAGGCUACUUUGAAACAAAAAAACUCCAGGUUUUGAACAAUUAAGUUUAUGUAUAAAUAGUUUCAAAAUGCUGACUGCCUCCACUCAGAUUGCCAGGUGGGUGAUGUUGCGGUGCACAACAGGCACUGGCCUUUCUCUCGGGUCUGAACCAACAGUGCCUCGAGUAUGUAAGAAUCAAGCCUUUAGACGUUUAUUAAUGAUCCUACAUGAUAUUUGUGCAAGAUGACUGGCGUUUAGCCUAUAUGUAAUUCUCAUUCAAGUUUGGCCACAUUUCCUGGCGCCUCCCUCAUGUCCGCAUCGGUGUGGACAUGAGGCUGUAGCCAAUAGGCAUAGUCUACGUGUAGGCCAAUUAUUUAUGUACAUUUUACAUACACAUGUUUUUCUUAAUAGAAUAGAUAACGGUUUUCGGUUUUCAAAUCCAUUUAAUUGGCUAUUUUGGUUAAUGGCCUUGGUGCCCUGGCAGAUGGCCUUGGUACCCUGGCAGAUUGGGCACCUCUUGAAUGCCAAAUGGCCUUGCCUUGAUUUAUAUUUGAUGACUUUGACAGUGUUGGUGCAGCGCUGCGUCUCUCCAACAGCACACUGGACAAGCAAAAUAUUUUUCAUCCCUGACUGUCUUUGGAAAAGUGGGCAAUGCUUAUCAGGGGGCAACAUAUGUUGUUGGAGGUGCGUCUUGGUCAGUUUAGCUCAGAAAAUACCACCCUCGUCAAUCUGCCGCCCUAGUGGUCUUCCUGCCUAAUAGGUGGGCCGGACCUGUCUGUCAUUCUGAGCACCGUUAAGCACCCAAUGCAAAUGUGUCCAGUAAUUUUAUCUUGCGUCCGGUAAUUGUAAAUCUUGCCUGUCAUUUGUCCGCCGACAAAUUUUCUAAACCCUGGGGUGUGUGUGUGCAAGUGUUUUUGUGUGUGCAUUACUGUCUAACUAUAUGUGUGUGUUUUCUAGAUGCUGAAGGUUGUGAAUGCGUCUAACGAGCAUGUGAUCAGUGUGGGUGCCGGGUUCAGCUCAGAGGCUGACUCCCACCUGGUCUGUUUCCAGAACGACGAGGGCAACUACCAGACCCAGGCCAACAGCCAGCCUGGCAAGACACGCACAGGUCAGUAACAACCUAUAUUGCCCACUAGAGGUCAGAAGAAACUGGUUUUGUUUCAGAAAAUGUAGCAAAACGUUUUGCAACAGAAAACGAUAAAGAACAUUUCUUAUUGGACAACUACAGGUAGCCCACCCCUGUUUCAGUCAGUUUUUUUCUCCAUUUGGUGGAUAAUGAAUACGACCCAGAUAUGAAGCAGGUGUUUCCUGUGGUGUUGUGGUCUUGACUAGUUAAAACAUUAAGUAGUCCUUGCUUGUCUUUCUGUUUGUUAAAACAUAUUAUUUGUAAUUAAAUGAAAGAAUAUACUUGAUUUUUUCCCUUGUGUCCUGUCCUUUUCUUUUAUCAGUACCAAACCAGACUCCAACCUAAAUCGGUAAAUCUGCUGGGAUUUUAUCUAUGAUAUUCUGUUAUUCUAACCAGUGUAUCAUUGUGUUAUUCUAUAGUGACGGGGGCCAGCUUUGUGGUGUUCAACGGCGCUCUGAAGGCCUCGUCAGGCUUCAUCGCAAAGUCGAGUAUCGUGGAGGACGGCCUGAUGGUGCAGAUCCCCCCAGAGACCAUGGAGGCCCUGCGUGCCGCCCUGAGGGGGCAGACUGACUUCCACAUCCCCUGUGGCAAGGCUGACGGAGGGGAGCUCCAGGACAAUGUCACCGUCCGCUGGAUUGACUGGAGCGCCCCCGUCAACGCUGGGUAAGGGUUAUUAUACACACACACUGGUGAUCUUCUCCCUGGUGCAUAAUUGAUCAAUCCAUUACUGUGUGUGUGUCCCUGUAGUGUGACCAGUGGUGUGGACAGGAAACCUCUGGAAGGGGUCCACAGUGUGCGGAUGCAGCAGGACACAGAGUUUGAGUCAGACGGACGCACCAUCAGGUGUACUGAGGUAGGACACACACAGGUCAUACUUACAGACAUGGUGUUCUGUUCACCUUCUGCGUCACAACUCUCUGAAACACACACUUGUAAACAAACACAUUGUCACUCAAACCUGUCUGUCUGUACCUGUCUUACGCCAUCUUUCUGUCUUUCUGACUCUACCUGUCUGUCUGUCUCUUCCUCCAGGUGUUCUACUGGCUGAAGACUCCAGACGUGUCCCUAUCUGUGGUGCUGCCGUCCUGCAGUGUGUUCCAGAAGGAGAUGGCUGUGGCCAGCUGUAGUGCUCUGACCCCUCACCUCUCGGUCCUCUCAGCCAGCGGCAUCAACUCCCUCGCCCUCAGAGUCUCCACACACACUGACAUGGUUACUAAUGCACUAACACACUGUAAUGUUAUGAAAAGGUGUCACUUGGUGACAAAUGUAUCUGUGAACAGCGCUAUGAAAACAUUUGAUUGAUUUGUUUACUAUUAUAGCAACGACACCCACUGGAGUCAAAUGAAACUGUAAGGAUAUUAAGGAUUUUAACUGAAGUUAAUGGUUUGUGUGUGUGUGUGUGUCUGUGUGUGGUGUGUCAGGUGGAGUACCAGGCUGGUUCGGGAGGCAGGCUCCUACCCCAGCGCUAUAUGAACGAGCUAGACAGCGCUCUGAUCCCCGUCAUCCACGGAGGCUCAGCCAGAGUACCACAGACAGCCAUGGACAUGGAGUUCAUCUUUUACAUCACACACACUGUCUAACACACACACACACCUGUACGCACACACAGUUAGUCUCGCACAUGGAAACACAGUACGUGCAAGCACACACACACACACAGCCUGGAUGUCUUUGCACAGAGAAAGAGGCUGGAGCUCUGAGGACCUUGGACAAACUGACAGGACGUGAGGACACAAACUGCCAAUAAGACACGGCUUGUGAUGAGGACACAAACAGCCAAUCAGGCGUGGCUAACAACUGAACUAAAGACACAGGCCGUCAAUGGCAGGACAUUCCCACAGAGUCUCUCUCUGAAGGCCUUGGAAGGACAGAGGUGU